AUACACGUGCCCUGUACGUGGAAUAAAACCAUGGCGACAGUAUAACAUUUUUGUCGCCUGUCUAUGUGUAACUUGAAAAAGAGACCGCCACACACCAUGUCAAACUCUAAUGUAGAAAGUCUCCCGGACGCCCCUGACGGCGGCUGGGGCUGGAUGGUGGUGGUUGGUGGGUUCAUAGUGAACGGCUGUGCGGCGGGAACCUUCCGGUCUCUCGGGGUGUUGUUUCUUGCUUUCCGUCAGCAGUUUGAUGCCAGCUCCGCGGAGACGGCGUGGGUAACCUCUAUCAUGAUGUGCGUCAUGUACCUAUUAGCGCCGUUCGCCACAGCCCUGGCCAGUACAACAGGGUUCCGUCCUGUCAUCAUGCUCGGCGGGGUGCUUAGUGCGACAGGCUACGUCAUCAGCGCAUUUGGAACUCGAGUGUACCACCUGUACCUGGCCAUAGGGUGUCUGACAGGUCUGGGAUGCGCUCUCACGGUCAGUCCUAUGAUGGUGACAGUUGGGCAGUAUUUCUCCACACGCCGUGCCGUGGCCAACAGCCUGGCGGUGCUGGGGGCCAGCAUCAUGUCCAUGACGCUCCCGCUGCUGUUUCAGUACCUGCUGGACGAGUAUGGUCUGAAAGGUGCCUUACUCAUUCUGGGAGGAGUCAUGUUGCAGGAGGUUGUCGCUGGCGCGUUGGUCAGACCGUUGAAACGUCACAGAAAUGAAAGCGACUCGGGCUUGGAGAUGUCUCCAAACGACACCAGUGACAAUCUGCUGGGAUCAAACACCGCCACGGAGACCAAAUCUGCUGCUGUAGUCAGGUUUUUCAAAAAACUAUGGACUGACAUGGAUUUUAAACUGGUGAAGAUUCGAUCUGUGGCUUUUUACUUAACGUCGUUGUUUCUGUUGGCCUUUAGCCUCAUCGUCCCACCCAUGUACAUCGUUCCCCGUGCGAGAGAUCUCCAGAUUGAGGACUACAGGGCAGCGUCUCUGCUCACUGCGAGCUCUAUCGCUGACGUGGUAGGUCGGCUGUCGGUGGGAGCCAUUCCAGAUACACCACACUUCACCCGACUGGACCAGUUUGGACUCAGCCUGUGCUUGUUGGGACUCACCAAUCUUCUCUGCCCGCUGGCCAUAACGUACCCAGGGCUGAUAGUGUACGCCAUAGCACACGGACUGUUCUACGGCGCUUUCGUUCCCACUUCCUUCACCUGCCUGGCUGAACUGGUCGGCCCCAAACGUCUUCCUGGCGCCCUCGGUCUCUACAUGCUGGUGCAAGGUUUCGCCUCCUUGACCGGACCGCCCUUCGCCGGUUGGCUGUAUGACCGAACAGGCAGUUAUGAAGUCGCGUUCCUACAAGCAGGUGUUUGUUUCCUGCUAGCCGGACUUCUACCCUUCAUCCUGCGCUUCACGAAAAGGAAGACAGAAGAGGGUGCUGACGAGUUGGAAGACGAUGUAGACUCCGUGAAAUCUGAUAGAGAAACCGCCACCUUCUUGUUAAUUACACAUGAAACAUCUCUAUGAGCAACGGCAUCAUCCGCCAUGAGUAUGCAUUAAUCUAGCUAAAUAUUUUUUUCAGGACUGAAAUCAGAAACACAACAUUGAUUUUCCUGGGCCUUAAGCGAAUGAGACCCUGAUUAGCACGAAUUGUCUAAUGGUGAUUUACAUAACUUCUAAACGUCACAAGUGUGUAGUUCUCACAAUUUACAACUAUAAGAA
Branchiostoma belcheri (Belcher's lancelet) is the source of this 1698-nucleotide messenger RNA. Its product is annotated as monocarboxylate transporter 2-like. Gene Ontology annotation, molecular function: monocarboxylic acid transmembrane transporter activity. The transcript has 5 exons. Lineage: Eukaryota; Metazoa; Chordata; Leptocardii; Amphioxiformes; Branchiostomatidae. The coding region runs from base 64 to 1503 and encodes 479 amino acids. The record is from RefSeq and is a predicted model, not a curated record. Gene Ontology annotation, biological process: monocarboxylic acid transport; transmembrane transport.